This is a messenger RNA of Penicillium pulvis, 861 nucleotides long. RefSeq names its product DODA-type extradiol aromatic ring-opening family dioxygenase. Gene Ontology annotation, molecular function: oxidoreductase activity, acting on single donors with incorporation of molecular oxygen; ferrous iron binding; zinc ion binding. The record is from RefSeq and is a predicted model, not a curated record. Lineage: Eukaryota; Fungi; Ascomycota; Eurotiomycetes; Eurotiales; Aspergillaceae. The coding region runs from base 1 to 861 and encodes 286 amino acids. The transcript has 3 exons.
AUGGGCCUCACACCAGUACAUUUCUUCUCCCAUGGCUCGACCAUGAUGCUGGGAGAAGAGUCCGAAAGUGCCGACUAUUGGAAGAAAUGCGGAGAUGAAGCGUUGGCCCAGGGUAUCAAGGGCGUGGUGAUCAUGGGCGCGCAUUGGGAUUGUCUAGGGGACAGAAUCGAGCUAUCAACCAAUCCAAACCCUGACAAAAGUCCGGUCGCUUAUGUGAAACCGGAAAAGUACGUCAACUACCAGCUCAACCCGGACCUGGAAACAACCGACCGAUGCAUCAAGAUGUUAGCCAAGGAGGGGUACAAUGUCGGCGGGAACCCAAAAUUCGACUGGAUUCACGACGUCUAUUUGAUCCUCAUUCGCAUGUUCCCGGCAGGUUGUCCACCUACAACAUUGAUCUCGAUGAAUGCCCGUUAUGAUCCGCAUUUCCACAUGAAGAUGGGGGCAACACUACGACCACUUCGUCGGGAGAACUAUCUGCUCAUCGGGACAGGAGGUGCAGUCCACAAUUUGUACCGCAAUCGCUGGGCUCCUAUGCUUCGGUUCCGGGAUAACUUUGCCAUGGAGACGCCGCCGGAAGAUUGGGCAAUGGAGUUUCGACAGGCUGUGGAGGAUGUCAUUACGAAGACAUCAGGGCCGCAGCUUCGUGCUGCUAUGACUCGGCUCAUGAAGCAUCCUCGUUUUAGGGAUGCUCAUGCCACCGAUGAUCAUUUCAUGGCGGCAAUGUUUGUUGCGGGCGCGGCGGGUGAUCCUGAAGAUCAGAACACGCCCGCCGUGCUGGCUGCCGAGAGCUGGGAAUUGACCAACAUGUGUAACUCACAGUUCACGAUUGGUCGCUGGUCCAAGGAGAUUGCUGUGUAG